Messenger RNA from Leptomonas pyrrhocoris, 1386 nucleotides. RefSeq lists its product as hypothetical. Bases 328 to 1386 code for a protein of 352 amino acids. The record is from RefSeq and is a predicted model, not a curated record. The transcript has a single exon. NCBI's taxonomy places the organism in Eukaryota, Euglenozoa, Kinetoplastea, Trypanosomatida, Trypanosomatidae.
GUUCACAUCCCCCUCCCUUCACCACUUUCAAAAGAAAAGGGCAGAGGCACCGUUUUUCUCCUCCAUACAACUGAGAGCGCUCGAGAGAGAGAGAGCACUUGAGACGCGAUCUGCCGGAGGACUGCGUAGUCGCCAUCAACGGUGUUCCUUCGGCUCUGUUUGUGCCCUUGUGUGGAAACGCGUCCUCACCUUGGAGCUGCAUAACGACACCUCAGUACACAGGUGAGAAGGCGGAGAACGGCGAUCCACUCCCACCACCACCGCCACAACAGCCAAAAAAAGAAUCUCCUCCUUUUUUUUUCUUUUCAAAUCGUCUCCGACGCCGCCAUGCCGCCACGAAACGGAGGUCUUCGUAAGCCGACAGAGGAGAAGGCCCUGCUGGCUGAGCUGGCUAAAAUGUUCCACGUCGCCAAGGCUCAGCACAAGGAGCAGCACAACGUCCGUCGCACCCCCUCGCCUGCUGCUGCUGCUGCUGCACCGACAGCGAACAAGCAGCCGGCGAAGAUGUCGACGCGCAAACCAGCGAAGGACACUCGCCGCGGCUCGCAGCGCCGCAGUCAGCAGGGCGGUUCCAUCUGGAUGGUGCUGAAAGGAGGCUUCGGCCCACGCAGCGUGCCUCUCGCCACCAACGCGGCUGUCGUACGCACCCGUGCGCAGCAACGAGCGGUGCUGUCAGAGAAGCGCCGCGUAGCCGCGCUGAAAGAGGCCGAGGCAUACGUGGAGAGCGCGUGGCAGCAAGCGCGAGAGGGCGAGCUCGUCAACUCGGACGGCACACCGACGGAGGAAGGUGAUGCGUACUUGGCCGAGCAGUAUGCCGCCGCAUCACUGAUGUUAGCGCCUGCGCCGGUUGGGUCUUUCUUGAAUCAGCUAGUCGAAACGCACAGCGGGGGGGUUGCGGACGGGAAAGAGAAGAAGCCCGGCGAAAUCCCCGACUUCGCGCUGACCCGGGGGGAGUGGGAGGACGUGUGCACGCGUGAGGCUGCGAUACUCUUUCGCUACCGCACCCGCGCCACGCCCUCCGCAUCCGCCGAGGACUAUUUCAAAGAGCAGCAACACGCACGGGAGCAGCAGUACCACUUUACUACGGCAGAGCCGACGGAGGGCGGCGGUGUGGAUGCAGCGCCGACGAAGUGUGUUGUGCGCCUGCGGGACAGCCAACGGAACAAACACACCGCGAUUCUCAGCACGGCGAAGGCGGUGAACUACUUCAAGUCGAACAUUGGGCAGGUGCUCCGUAAGGAGCUGGCGGGGUCGAGGCUGCCGCGUGGCGGAGCUGAGGAGCCGGAAGGCGGUGCUACUGCCGGUGUUGCUUCUAAGGGGCAUCAAAGCGUCGCCAAUACGAACGCCAGUGCAGCACAUAGCUCCAAGAAGAAACGAAAGCGCUGA